Molecule: messenger RNA, 543 nt
Organism: Australozyma saopauloensis
Lineage: Eukaryota; Fungi; Ascomycota; Pichiomycetes; Serinales; Metschnikowiaceae
Product: WD40 repeat domain-containing protein
Exons: 1
Coding region: 1-543 (180 amino acids)
Biological process (GO): positive regulation of ubiquitin protein ligase activity; anaphase-promoting complex-dependent catabolic process; positive regulation of anaphase-promoting complex-dependent catabolic process
Cellular component (GO): anaphase-promoting complex
Molecular function (GO): ubiquitin ligase activator activity; protein binding; anaphase-promoting complex binding
Source: RefSeq, a predicted model, not a curated record
AUGGCCCAGGUAUGGAAUAUCCAAGACACUUCUUCGCCGAUUUUACUAUGCAAAUUAGACCACACUCUGGCCGUCAAGGGCAUUGCCUUCUGUCCCUGGGCACCCAAUUUACUAGCUACUGGAGGAGGAAGUAACGAUCGCCAUUUACGAUUUUGGCACACUGGUACCGGAACACUUCUCCAUGAAACGAAUACAGGCAAGCAAAUCACUUCGAUCACAUGGAGUGUUUCUCGCCGCGAGUUGGUUCUAACAUUUGGAUUCGAUGAAGAAAGUCCAGGCACCAUUGUGGCGGUGUAUGGAUAUCCCAGGAUGGACGUCCGGGCCAGAGCACAGGCAAAAGACCGGCGUGCACUAAGCGCCGAGGUUUCACCAGACCAAACAAAAAUCGCCGUGGCUACCAGCGAUGGAACCGUCCGGUUGUACCAAUUGUGGGAACCCCGGCGGAAUGCGUUGCGGGCAACGUUUUCGGGAACCGGGCCGUUCUCUAGUCCCAUAAUAAACAUGAUAGAGGGAUUGGAGUCGCAUAAUGGAUACAUCAGAUGA